AUGUCUUCUAAAAAUGGUGUUGUUGUUGAUCAUGAUGAUGAGGAAAUGAAAAGUGUAGUUAAGAGUGAUUCUGAUAAUUCUUUGUCUUCUUCCGUUGGUAAGUUAAGUAAUGGAGUUGUUGGAGAUGAUGAAGAUGGGGAGGAAGCAGUAAGCAAGGCUGAAGUUGAUGAAGGAUCCCUCUAUUCUUUGGCAACUUUGGAAGCUGCCCUUCCUUUUAAGCGAGGAUUAUCAGUUUUUUAUACUGGAAAAUCAAAGUCAUUCGUGAAUUUGCUUGAAGUGAAAUGUUUGGCAGAGAUGGAAAAGGAUGAAAGCCCAUUGAACAAGAGGAGCCGAUUAACUACAACUCAGAAUGCGAUGUAUAAAUGGGGUAGCAGCUCAAGCUCUAUGCCAGUCUUGACACGCAGUGAAGGCAGUGCUGGGGUUGAACAAGAGUUCAAAUCAUCCACCGGCAACACAAGCUUUAGCUCCACCAACUCUGCCACCAAGCCAUCCAUCAAAUGAUCGUUUAGUUUCGUUUAGUUUUUCCCCUUUGGGUUGUGAUGAGGUGUUUUUAAGGUCUUAAGGUUCUUUUUUAUCUCUCUUUUCUCUUUUAAGUAAGUGGAGUGUCAAGUUAUUAAUUAGGGAAUGGCAUAAUAAAGUUUAAAGCUUUCUUUGUUGGAUUUGAUCAUUUUGUGUUAACAAGUGUUUUUAGUGGUAUGAUUUGAUACUUUUUCUCCGAAAGCUAAAGAUCAUUUUGCUUUACUACAAAAUUACAAACUUUAUGUUACUAAGUUGAAAAAAGUAUAAAGGUAAAAUCGUGGCCUAGUGGCCAAUGAGGUGUGUUGAGAAUCAUGAGGUCUCAGGUUCAAAUCCCAUCAAAGACAAAAAUACUAGAUGAUUUUUCAUUUGUCCUAGCCUCAAUGGAGGUGCGCGUAAACUGGCCCAGACUCCACGGUUAUAGA
This is a messenger RNA of Lycium ferocissimum, 941 nucleotides long. RefSeq names its product protein OXIDATIVE STRESS 3 LIKE 4. The transcript is spliced from 2 exons. The record is from RefSeq and is a predicted model, not a curated record. NCBI's taxonomy places the organism in Eukaryota, Viridiplantae, Streptophyta, Magnoliopsida, Solanales, Solanaceae. The coding region runs from base 1 to 501 and encodes 166 amino acids.